Scleropages formosus (Asian bonytongue) is the source of this 1410-nucleotide messenger RNA. Its product is annotated as phosphoribosyl pyrophosphate synthase-associated protein 2. The coding region runs from base 168 to 1241 and encodes 357 amino acids. The transcript has 11 exons. Lineage: Eukaryota; Metazoa; Chordata; Actinopteri; Osteoglossiformes; Osteoglossidae. Gene Ontology annotation, molecular function: ATP binding; ribose phosphate diphosphokinase activity; magnesium ion binding. The record is from RefSeq and is a predicted model, not a curated record. Gene Ontology annotation, cellular component: ribose phosphate diphosphokinase complex; cytoplasm. Gene Ontology annotation, biological process: purine nucleotide biosynthetic process; 5-phosphoribose 1-diphosphate biosynthetic process.
GUCAGUUAUUUUUACAAGGCUUGGUUGGUUGAACUAGUUUUAGAUCGUAUCAUAAGGUUUAACAGGACCGGAACAAAGACCCCAAAGUGGAAGGUUUCAGCAGUGCAUGGGUGCCCAAAAAACCACUACCCGAGUACCAAGAAGCUGACACCAACAAUCAUCCAGACAUGAACAUCACUAAAGGAGGCCUGGUCAUCUUCUCGGCCAACUCCAACCCCUCUUGCAUGGAGCUUGCUAAAAGGAUUGCAGAGCGGCUUGGAGUUGAACUGGGGAAAGUGCAGGUGUAUCAGGAAGCCAACCGAGAAACACGGGUACAGAUCCAGGAAUCUGUGAGGGGAAAAGAUGUCUUCAUCAUCCAAACAGUAUCCAAGGACGUGAACACCAUCAUCAUGGAGCUGCUGAUCAUGGUGUAUGCCUGCCGGACCUCGUGUGCCCGCAGCAUCAUUGGCGUUGUCCCCUACUUCCCCUACAGCAAACAGUGCAAGAUGAGGAAGCGGGGCUCCAUUGUGUCUAAGUUACUUGCCUCCAUGAUGUGUAAAGCAGGUCUGACUCAUUUAAUUACCAUGGAUCUGCACCAAAAAGAAAUCCAGGGCUUCUUUAACAUUCCUGUGGAUAACCUGCGUGCCUCACCCUUUCUCUUACAGUACAUUCAGGAAGAGAUUCCAGACUACAGAAACGCUGUAAUCGUGGCCAAGUCUCCAGCUUCAGCUAAAAGGGCGCAAUCCUUUGCCGAGCGCCUUCGGCUUGGCAUUGCAGUGAUCCAUGGAGAGGCGCAGGAUGCCGAGUCUGACCUGGUGGAUGGUCGCCACUCUCCGCCCAUGGUUAAAAACAUAGGAGCCAUUCAUCCGAGCUUGGAGAUUCCCUUGUUGAUACCCAAGGAAAAACCCCCCAUUACUGUGGUUGGAGAUGUAGGGGGAAGGAUAGCUAUUAUUGUGGAUGACAUCAUCGACGAUGUGGAUACUUUCCUAGCUGCAGCAGAUACGUUGAAAGAGAGGGGGGCUUACAAGAUCUAUGUUAUGGCAACACAUGGUAUCCUGUCGUCUGAUGCACCACGGCUCAUAGAGGAGUCUGCUAUCGACGAGGUGGUGGUGACCAACACCAUCCCCCAUGAGAUCCAGAAACUGCAGUGCCCCAAAAUCAAGACUGUGGACAUCAGCAUGAUCCUCUCCGAAGCUAUUCGUCGCAUUCACAAUGGCGAGUCGAUGUCCUACCUGUUUCGUAACAUCGGCGUGGACGACUGACGGCGUUGAUCAAGCCUCUACCCUUUUCCUUGCCACAAUGUCACACUGUACAGAGGUUGCAUCUUGUUCAACACUUUAACCUGAGGCUUUUUUGUUCUAUUUUGUUUUGGCCUCUGUUACAGUGGCUAGUGCUCAAAAUAUAAAUCCUAGCAGAAAUGUUUUUUUUUUU